Rodentolepis nana is the source of this 846-nucleotide messenger RNA. NCBI's taxonomy places the organism in Eukaryota, Metazoa, Platyhelminthes, Cestoda, Cyclophyllidea, Hymenolepididae. The record is from the annotation of a GenBank genome assembly.
UGUAUAGAUGGUGCUUCCUACAUGGAUGCUGUAGCCAAUGGGAUCGAACGCGCACAAAAUGAAAUCUUUAUCACUGAUUGGUGGCUUUCUCCUGAAGUCUUCCUCAAACGUCCAAAUGGUGGCGACAGGUGGAGACUGGAUUAUAUGCUCAAGAGGAAAGCUGUCAUUCGUCACCCAGACCACCUCCGUGAUUUCGUUCUUCUCUGGUCUCACCAUGAAAAAAUGGUCAUCAUUGAUCAAUCCAUCGCCUACGUGGGAGGAAUUGAUCUCUGCUUCGGGCGUUGGGAUCGACAGGAUCAUCCUCUAAUUGACGUGGACAAGACCAAGCCAUACAGCAGGAAACAACUUCAGCCCGAUGAUGUAGACUCGGUGAUAGCAAGUAGGUCUCGUUCUUGCAGUCGUGGAAUUGGUGGCACACCCACAUGGUCUCUUUGGUCACAGCUUCAAGACGCAGCGAAAUCAGCCUUAGUGGCUUUAAUGCCAGUAAUGCCAAUAAUGCCAAUUCCGGGAAUGGGAGAUGUCAAUGGAACGACCUCCAAGGCAACAGAUAAGUCUCCUUCACCAGCCAAAGCAGGAUCAGGAACGCCGUCUACUAGUUCGCCUGCCAACAUGCACAAUAUCACCUUCGAUCUGCCAAGCCGCAGUGAUUCCCUCAGUCUCGUGCGAACAGACGCCCCCGAGGAAGAAGUCAUUCGGGAUAAGGUCAAACGUCGUGGAGGGGGAAUGAGCUUUAGUUCUGUGGCCAAUGCUUCCAUAGCCGCACUUGCGUGGAGAAGACAGACAGCGCAACAGGAAGACAUUGAGUACGAUGUGACGUGGCACGAAUUUUGGCAGGAGCCCCCCUAG